AGAGAGAGAGAGAUUUCUUAUUUUCUUCUCCUAAGUCCUAUCUUCUUAGAGAGAAGAGAGUGGUUUUCCCUUCUAAACUGUUAUUGAGCUCUUUAAGGAGAGCGAUUACAUUCCCCCCCCCCCCCCUCCCUUCUGAACUGCUUGAAGUUCUUAAAGGGAGAGGCAAUGAAGGGGAGAAGGCAACUUGGAAUUCCAAAGCAUCUACAACAAUGUUGCCUUCUAAUCUUCAUCUUCAAGAUGAUCCUCACCACUCAAGCUUUUGAUUACUCCGAUGCCCUUACCAAGAGUCUACUCUAUUUCGAAUCUCAACGAUCAGGUAGAUUACCAUCUGAUCAAAGGGUCACUUGGCGAUACCAUUCUGGUCUCACAGAUGGUCUAAAACAAGGAGUAGAUCUGAUAGGAGGAUAUUAUGAUGCCGGCGAUAAUGUGAAGUUUGGCCUUCCAAUGGCUUUCACCAUGACGAUGCUAUCAUGGAGUGUCAUGGAAUACGGAGAACAGAUUACGGCGGCCGACGAGUAUAAGCAUGCAUUGCAAGCAAUCAAAUGGGGGACGGAUUAUUUGAUCAAGACACACACUAGCCCUAAUGUCUUAUGGGCACAGGUGGGUGAUGGGGAUACAGAUCACUACUGCUGGCAACGUUCGGAGGACAUGACGACGCCGAGACGGGGUUACAAGAUUGAUGAGAGGAACCCUGGCUCUGAUCUAGCAGGGGAAACAGCGGCAGCCAUGGCUGCGGCAUCAAUCGUGUUUAAGAAAUCAAACCCACAUUACUCGAGACAGGUGAGUUGCAGAUUUGCAGACUUGUAUAUAAUGUAGAAUAUAUAUCACCAUCACGUAGGUUAUUUGAUUAACAUUCAGAUGGUCCGACUUGUUUAUUUUCUUUCUGGGUUUGAAAAGAACCCUGCCCCUUUGCGUGGCUCUAUACUUAGAUACAGGUGGGUGUGCAGAGUCCGUGCUACCCCUUGUGUAAAAUAUUUUGCAUGGUCACCCAUUGGUAGAAGCGGAUAUUGC
Messenger RNA from Macadamia integrifolia, 1011 nucleotides. Its product is annotated as endoglucanase 11-like. The transcript has 3 exons. Gene Ontology annotation, molecular function: hydrolase activity, hydrolyzing O-glycosyl compounds. The record is from RefSeq and is a predicted model, not a curated record. Bases 166 to 816 code for a protein of 216 amino acids. NCBI's taxonomy places the organism in Eukaryota, Viridiplantae, Streptophyta, Magnoliopsida, Proteales, Proteaceae. Gene Ontology annotation, biological process: carbohydrate metabolic process.